CACUUGCAUUGCUAAUAACCAGAUCUCGAAGUCGACUUGAGUUGACCCGAUUUUUGAUAUCGUUUAUGAACAACUUUUAAAUCAAUUGCUGAUGAACCGUAUAAAAAUUAUUCUAUAAUUUACAUCUGAUCUCAAGUUUUACUUCUGAAAAUUUGCAUCAUAAUCUCCUUUGUUGCUCUUAAUGAAUCACUUGAUGUCAAGCGGCUGUUCAAUAUGCAAUUUCGCAGAAGUACUUCAACUAAUCUCGCCUGCGUCUCAUCCAGUCCAGUUGAAGAGUCAUUAAAGAAAGUUUUAGUUAAAAUUGGAAAUCCUGAAGAAGGUAGCAAAGGCAAGAGCUUGAGUGAUCCUGUUGCAGUUGAAAAUGUUGCUUCUAACUGGGUUUGCACUCUAAACGACUGUGUCAAUUUGUGUUACGGAUUUUUGAGUCCACCUUUCUGGGCUUGGUGCUCUAAUAAUACAUGCUGGUGUCAAAAGGCUUGAACUAUGGUGGAUGUAAAAAAAUCGGAGAACAUAAAAUUUUAAAGGUCGAAUAAAAUAAAAUUUUAAUUUAUUAUUGCAGCA
Chironomus riparius is the source of this 561-nucleotide messenger RNA. Lineage: Eukaryota; Metazoa; Arthropoda; Insecta; Diptera; Chironomidae. The record is from the annotation of a GenBank genome assembly.